AGAACAGAUUGCUCAUAACUCGCACCAAGUCUACUCUCUCCGUUACCGUCAACCAACAGCGCGUGGAUCUUCCUACUGUUUCUUCAUCACUAUUGCCGUCAGUUCCGUUUCCUACUUGACUGAAUCUGCCGCCAUGGAAGGGAAUAUUACACAUCUAACUGCAGAAAUGUUACAUAAGCACUGAUGGGAAUGCAGAGGAGAUAUUCUGAAAUAUUCUAGGUAGCAUUUUGAAAAAUGUCAGAUGAUAUGGUCAUUCAUUUUGCAUCCAAUUCUUCAAACCAAUCAGAUCAGUCUCUGCCCACAAAGAUUGCUAAACUCGAGGCAAGAAUGGUGGGCAAAGCCUCAUCUACAUCUACAUCCCAAGCUACUUCCUGGUCUGCCCCAGCCAAGUUUGGGCUUGGGCCUGGGCCUGCUGACAAUGUUGCUGAGCUUGCUGUCUCUAGUGAUUCUGAUGACGAUGAUAAUAAUGGAAGGGAAUUUCUCAUACAAGCAAACACUCAGAAGCGGCGCAAACUUGAGGAUGACAACAGCUCAACUUCAUUUGAACAUGUGGAGACAGCAGCUGAUACUGUGAAAAAGAUAGUAGACAAUACAGACACAAGCAAAGUGGGUUCAGAUGUGAAUAGACGGAAACAAAGCCGUGUCAAGGGACAAACUAAUUCUGGUAGAGGACGUGGUUCCCGAGUUAGUGAUCAGACCAAGUCACAAGCAGUUUCUGUGUCAAAUGGUCAGCUCGAGAACUCUUGCCAGAAGUUGCAGGAUGGUUUGCCAAAAGAGCAAAUUGGGCACGAUCGACAGACUCUAAUCGAAGAGGAGAUCACUUCUUUACGGGCAAAAGUUGUGGCUUUGGAGGAAGAGCUUAAGAAAUCCCGUCAAGAGGCAUCAGAUUAUCAACAUCAGUGUCAACAGCUGGAAAAGGAAUUGAAGGAUCUUAAAGAUUAUGAGCAGCAGACAAAGCCAAAGAGGACGAAAAUAAUAUCUGAAUUGUUAAUAUCUGUUUCAAAAGCUGAGAGGCAAGAGGCACGAAUGAAAGUGCGACAGGAAUCUUUGAGACUGGGCAACGUGGGAGUAAUCAGAGCUGGAACCAUUAUUUCUGAGGCCUGGGAAGAUGGGCAAGCACUAAAGGACCUCAAUGCUCAGCUUAGAAACUUAUUAGAAACUAAAGAAGCUAUUGAACGGCAGCGUAAAUUGCUCAAGAAACGACAACCAGAUAAAAGUGAUGGAGGAGAUGUGGAGGGAGGUUUGCAGGAAGAAGAUUCUCUCAUUCAGGAUGAGAUCUACAAGUCUCGUUUAGCCAGCAUCAAACGUGAGGAAGAUGUGAUAAUGCGUGAGAGGGACCGAUAUGAACUAGAGAAAGGAAGGCUAAUUCGUGAAAUGAAACGCAUACGCGAUGAAGAUGGUUCUCGUUUUAACAAUUUUCAGAUUUUGAACCACCGAUAUGCCCUCUUAAACCUUCUUGGAAAAGGAGGAUUUAGUGAGGUGUACAAGGCUUUCGACUUGGUAGACCAUAGAUAUGUUGCAUGUAAGCUACAUGGACUAAAUGCUCAGUGGAGUGAAGAGAAGAAGCAAAGUUAUAUACGGCAUGCAAUCAGGGAGUACAACAUCCACAAGACUUUGGUGCACCAUCACAUUGUGCGGCUUUGGGACAUUUUUGAGAUAGACCAAAACACCUUUUGCACUAUCUUGGAGUACUGUAGUGGAAAGGACCUUGAUGCAGUUCUCAAAGCAACACCUGUGUUGCCAGAAAGAGAAGCAAGAAUCAUCAUUGUGCAGAUUUUUCAAGGCCUUGUCUACUUGAAUAAGAAGUCACAGAAGAUCAUCCAUUAUGAUUUGAAGCCAGGCAAUGUUUUAUUUGAUGAGUUUGGCAUUGCUAAGGUCACUGAUUUUGGCCUUAGCAAGAUAGUGGAGGAUGAUGUUGGAUCCCAGGGGAUGGAGCUAACUUCCCAGGGAGCUGGAACGUACUGGUAUCUACCUCCUGAAUGCUUUGAGCUAAGCAAGACACCUCUUAUAUCCUCUAAGGUUGAUGUCUGGUCAGCUGGUAUUUUGUUGUACCAAAUGCUGUUUGGCAAACGUCCCUUUGGGCAUGACCAGUCACAAGAAAGAAUACUAAGGGAGGACACAAUUAUUAAAGCAAGAAAGGUUGAAUUCCCUACACGACCAGCUGUCUCUAAUGAGGCAAAGGAGUUCAUUCGUCGUUGUUUAACAUAUAAUCAAGCAGAUAGGCCAGAUGUUUUAAGUAUUGCUCAAGACCCUUACUUGACAUACACAAAGAAAUGAUAGGAGGAUGUUAAUCCCAACUACUUGGACAGAGGGUCGUGCCUCUCGUCUAUGAAAAAGGCUGCUGUCCUAGUAUUGGUGCUCAAAGGAAUUUUGUAUAGUUGUAAAGCCAUGUAAUUUUUUGUCCCUCUACCUUCGACUAGAGGGGCGGGCGGCUCAAGGGGCCAAAAUUUUGAAGCCCCAAAAACUUCUAAUAGUACAUUUUAUGAUUUUAUAUUCGUCUAGACAGCACUAAAGUUUGUGGAAAAAAAAUAUAAAUAUUUUAUUUAAAAAAAAUACUUUGUAAUUGAUGGUGACUGAAACCAACUUCAACUGAAAGGAGCCGUGAGAUUUUGGGAGAAAAA
Molecule: messenger RNA, 2621 nt
Organism: Nicotiana attenuata
Lineage: Eukaryota; Viridiplantae; Streptophyta; Magnoliopsida; Solanales; Solanaceae
Product: serine/threonine-protein kinase TOUSLED
Exons: 17
Coding region: 235-2277 (680 amino acids)
Biological process (GO): chromosome segregation; intracellular signal transduction; peptidyl-serine phosphorylation
Cellular component (GO): nucleus
Molecular function (GO): protein serine/threonine kinase activity; ATP binding
Source: RefSeq, a predicted model, not a curated record